Globicephala melas (long-finned pilot whale) is the source of this 3316-nucleotide messenger RNA. RefSeq names its product solute carrier family 37 member 1 (gene SLC37A1). Gene Ontology annotation, biological process: phosphate ion transmembrane transport; glucose-6-phosphate transport. Gene Ontology annotation, molecular function: glucose 6-phosphate:phosphate antiporter activity. Gene Ontology annotation, cellular component: endoplasmic reticulum membrane. The record is from RefSeq and is a predicted model, not a curated record. NCBI's taxonomy places the organism in Eukaryota, Metazoa, Chordata, Mammalia, Artiodactyla, Delphinidae.
GUCCAGAAAGACCUCAUUCGGCCAGCCUGAUGCCGGGCAGCCCCAAACUCCCUGACCCUUAAGCCCCACGUGACACGCAAGUACUUGGUGAUCACAGAAGCAGCGAUUUCAAAAUCCGAAGGCCUGCGAAACUGUGGCAUAGCUCAUCCUCCUUUCCCGGAGACAAAAAGAACGGCCGGCCUGGGCCUGCUCCCUCCAGCAGAGUGACCGAUUCCUGCUGCUGCCCGGUCUGCUAGAGCCGAGCCUCUGCUGGAAGGAAGAGGGGAGGCGAGACCCCACAGGACACCCCUGCAUGCUUCCCAGGAUUAAGAACCUAUUUAUGAAGCAUCUUAUUUCGUGACCGAAGCUCCACGGUCAGUGAGACGUAAAUGGCCCCACUUCCCCCCGGCAUUCGCUUCAUCGUCUCGUUCUCCAGGGAUCAGUGGUACAGAGCCUUCAUUUUUAUUUUGACAUUUUUGCUGUAUGCAAGUUUUCACUUAUCUCGAAAGCCUAUCAGCAUAGUUAAGGGUGAGCUGCACAGCUACUGCACGGCUUCAUAUGAGGGGGAGGUCGGAUUCCACAGCCAGAGCCCAAAAGCCGGGGACACCCCCGCUCAGCAGCUCCCAGACAACGGGACCGACUGUGGCUGGGCCCCAUUUGAUCAGGACAACUUCCAGCAGCUGCUCGGCGCCCUGGACUACUCCUUCCUGUGUGCGUACGCUGUUGGCAUGUACCUGAGUGGCAUAAUAGGGGAGCGCCUGCCCAUUAGGUAUUACCUGACUUUUGGAAUGGUGGCCAGCGGUGCUUUCACUGCCCUGUUUGGGGUAGGGUAUUUCUACAACAUCCACAGUUUUGGAUUCUACGUGGUGACCCAGAUCGUCAACGGACUGGUACAGACCACCGGCUGGCCCAGCGUCGUCACCUGCCUCGGUAACUGGUUUGGCAAAGGGAGGCGAGGUUUGAUCAUGGGGGUCUGGAAUUCCCACACGUCUGUGGGCAACAUUCUGGGGUCCUUGAUCGCUGGCUACUGGGUGUCCACGUGCUGGGGCCUGUCCUUCGUCGUGCCUGGGGCCAUCGUGGCAGCCAUGGGGAUAGUGUGCUUUCUCUUUCUCAUUGAACAUCCGAAGGACGUCGCCUGCUCUUCCUCCCCGGCCAUGCAUCCAAAAAGCUACGAGAACGGCACGCACAGAUUCCGGCUGCAGAAGCAAGCGCUAACCGAGGAGAGGAGCAAAUCUCUGGACCCAGAGAUGCAGUGCUUACUGCUGUCGGAUGGAAAGCGCUCCGGCCACCAGAACCACGUGGUCGUUCUCCCGGCAGACGGCGGCGGCAGCAUCGUGGCCAUCAGCUUCGUAGGGGCCUUGAAAAUUCCCGGCGUGAUAGAGUUCUCUCUGUGUCUCCUGUUUGCCAAGUUGGUCAGCUAUACCUUCCUCUUCUGGCUUCCACUGUACAUCACAAAUGUAGAUCACCUCGAUGUCAAGAAGGCCGGGGAGCUCUCCACCUUGUUUGAUGUGGGCGGGAUCUUCGGUGGGAUCCUGGCAGGUGUGAUCUCCGAUCGACUGGAGAAGAGGGCCUCCACCUGCGGCCUCAUGCUGCUACUCGCAGCCCCGACGCUCUACGUAUUCUCUGCCAUCAGCAAAAUGGGUCUAGAAGCCACCAUCGCCAUGCUGCUCCUCAGCGGGGCCCUGGUCAGCGGGCCGUACGCACUGAUCACGACCGCCGUCUCUGCCGACCUGGGGACUCAUAAAAGUCUGAAGGGAAACUCCCACGCCCUGGCCACCGUGACCGCCAUCAUUGACGGAACUGGGUCUGUAGGAGCAGCGCUGGGCCCACUGCUGGCCGGGCUCCUGUCCCCGUCGGGGUGGAGCAACGUGUUCUACAUGCUGGUGUUUGCAGACGCCUGUGCCUUAGUGCCGGCCGCACUGGGGAAGCAGCUGGUCCCCGCACCCAAACUGUUCUAGAGUUCAGAACAGGAGCCGGGGCCGCCCAUGCAGCACUGAGCACUGCGGUCUCCGCGCCCCGCGUCUGUCCCCUCCUGCAUGCGACGGUCGGAGGCUUUCCCCAGGAUGGAGAAGGCCGGUCCCGACGGCACAGCCCUGCAGCGGCCACCUGCAAGAGUGGCCACCGCGCCUCCCCGACUGGUCACCCCGCGCAGGGGCCCAGACCUGAAGCCACCGUCUCCUCUCGCAUCACCCGGAAAACCGAAUGUUGAUCCCAUUACAAAUGAGUUGAGGAUCUUGGAAAUAUCGACUCCAUCAAUUAAAUGAAACCUUUAUGUUUUCAUUCCCGGAAGCCCUAAGACACAGCUCCCCCCAUUUCAUACAGAAUCAAAUACCGACUCUCAACUUAUGAACCUGUUAGGUGUUAAAAGCAGCUCUUCAAUUAAGUCCCCAGAUCAUUUCCGCCAAGUAGCAGUGACACUUCCAUCGUUAUGGCUGUUUAAGGCUGAAAACACUUCAAUUUCAGAAAUACCAGGUAAUAUAUACACUAAACUUCCUUUUAAAGCACAGCUAAACUCGUAAGAGAGGAAAGGCUAUCCCCAGGACCCCAGAAUGUAAAGAUAACUAAAAUAAGUACCCAGGCUGAUGCUGGAGCAGCCAGGGUGAGUCGUCGGUCUCAGGAAUUGAGGGGCUGGGUGGUUAUGCCUCCCCUCCCACAGCCCUGGGACUAAGGCGCGGUGCUGGGCUGGCCCAGGGUGCGGAGCUGGAAGUGGAGACCCCUCGUCAAGGCCGGACCGUCGGGGGUCCCUGCGUGUGGUGAAAGCAUGCACGUUUGCACACUGGUACAGAAGACAGCCAGGAUGUGUGCCGUCUCAGCCCACACGCCAGACUGGGGGCAAGUCUGCCCUGAGAACUUUUAGCCAUGGACCUGCUUACAGUAACCUUCCAUUUUUUAACUUAGCAUUAUGUAAAUAUGUAACACCUACAAAAAAUUAAGUUGGUUCUAGGGUGGUGAUGUACCUGGUUCUUCGGCAGAAGCAAAUCCCAAACCAUGUGCGAGGAACAGAGUUCACCCCCCACCGCGUGGGGCCUCUAACACCCAGCUGCAGAUGAGCUCACACUCCCAAAUCAGGAAACAGUAGGGAACGGCCCGCUGUGAUGCAGUGACAGGCACAACAAACAGACCUCCAAACGGCAGGUAAAAGGGUUAUCGCAUAAACCGUCAAAAUAAACACUUGUAACAUUACUAAGAUGAUCAUACUGAGUGAAGUAAGUCAGAAGGGAAAGGCAAAUACCAUAUGAUGUCACCUGUAUGUGGGAUCUAAAAUAGGACACAAAUGAACCAUCUGCAAAACAGAAACAAACUCGCAGACGUAGAGAACAGACUCUGGAGGCCAAGG